Messenger RNA from Prorocentrum cordatum, 432 nucleotides. The record is from the annotation of a GenBank genome assembly. Lineage: Eukaryota; Dinophyceae; Prorocentrales; Prorocentraceae.
AUGUCGGAGGUUAAGCUGGAGCCCGACGUCUUUCUCAGCUACAGUGCUGGGAUCAGCGCGUGCGAGAAAGGCGAGCAGUGGCAGCGGGCUUUGGCGCUGCUCAGGGAGACGAGAGAGGUGAAGUUGAAACCCAACAUCAUCAGCUAUAACGCCGGGGUCAGCGCGUGCGGGAAAGGUGCUCAGUGGCAACGGGCCCUCGCGUUGCUGAGCGAAAUGCGGGAGGCGAUGUUGCAGCCAGACAUCUGUCAGCUACAACGCUGGCAUGAGCGCGUGCGAGAGAGGCGAGCAGUGGCAGCGGAGCCUGGCGCUGCUCAGCGGGAUGAUGGAGGCGAAGGUGCAGCCAACCGUCAGAAGCUACAGCGUUGGGAUCAGCGCGUGCGGGCACGGCGAGCUGUGGCAGCGGGCACUGGCGCUGCUCAGCGAAAUGGGUGA